Molecule: messenger RNA, 470 nt
Organism: Staurois parvus
Lineage: Eukaryota; Metazoa; Chordata; Amphibia; Anura; Ranidae
Source: the annotation of a GenBank genome assembly
AUGGGCCCCUGUACCGCCUCCUCAUGCUGCUGCCAGGCCCGUAAUCUGUCAUGGGCCCCUGUACCGCCUCCUCAUGCUGCUGCCAGGUCCAGAGUGUGUCAUGGGUCCCUGUACGGCCUCCCAUUGCUGCUGUCUCCAUCCGCCACACUCUGCCAUGUGCCACUUUCAGGUCUCCUCACACUGCUGGUGGGUUCCAUUUUGUCAUAGGGUGCUGGCAGAUUACGGGCCUCCCAUUGCUGCUGCCAGGCCCGUAAUCUGCCAUGGGCCCCCGUACCGACUCCUCAUGCUGCUGGGCCCGUAAUCUGUCAUGGGCCCCUGUACCGCCUCCUCAUGCUGCUGCCAGGUCCAGAGUGUGUCAUGGGUCCCUGUACGGCCUCCCAUUGCUGCUGUCUCCAUCGCCACACUCUGCCAUGUGCCACUUUCAGGUCUCCUCACACUGCUGGUGGGUUCCAUUUUGUCAUAGGGUGCUG